Bufo bufo (common toad) is the source of this 444-nucleotide messenger RNA. RefSeq names its product histone H3-like. The coding region runs from base 34 to 444 and encodes 136 amino acids. Gene Ontology annotation, molecular function: protein heterodimerization activity; DNA binding; structural constituent of chromatin. The transcript has a single exon. The record is from RefSeq and is a predicted model, not a curated record. Lineage: Eukaryota; Metazoa; Chordata; Amphibia; Anura; Bufonidae. Gene Ontology annotation, cellular component: nucleosome.
AUUCUCUUGCUGUGUACAGAUCUCUGCAGAGCCAUGGCCAGAACCAAGCAGACAGCCCGUAAGUCCACCGGCGGGAAAGCUCCCCGCAAGCAGCUGGCCACUAAGGCCGCCAGGAAGAGCGCCCCCGCCACUGGCGGAGUCAAGAAGCCUCACCGCUACCGGCCCGGGACCGUCGCUCUCCGGGAGAUCCGGCGCUACCAGAAGUCCACCGAGCUGCUCAUCCGGAAGUUGCCCUUCCAGCGCCUGGUGAGAGAGAUCGCCCAGGACUUCAAGACCGACCUUCGCUUCCAGAGCUCGGCCGUCAUGGCCCUGCAGGAGGCCAGCGAGGCUUACCUGGUCGGGCUCUUCGAGGACACCAACCUCUGCGCCAUCCACGCCAAGCGGGUCACCAUCAUGCCCAAGGAUAUCCAGCUGGCCCGCAGGGUCCGAGGGGAGAGGGCUUAG